AUGUCUGACUUCAAGAUUAAAUCAGGUUUUGCUCAAAUGUUAAAAGGUGGUGUCAUCAUGGAUGUCGUAAAUGCUGAACAAGCUAAGAUCGCUGAACAAGCUGGUGCUUGUGCUGUUAUGGCUUUAGAACGUAUCCCUGCUGAUAUGAGAAAGUCUGGUCAAGUUUGUAGAAUGUCUGAUCCAAAAAUGAUUAAAGAAAUUAUGGAAAGUGUCUCUAUUCCUGUAAUGGCAAAGGUUCGUAUUGGUCAUUUCGUCGAAGCUCAAAUAUUAGAAGCUUUGGAGGUUGAUUGUAUCGAUGAAAGUGAAGUUUUAACUCCUGCUGAUUGGACUCAUCACAUCGAUAAGCUACAAUUUAAAACAUUAUUUGUCUGUGGGGCCAAAGAUUUAAGUGAAGCUCUAAGAAGAAUUAAUGAAGGUGCUGCCAUGAUACGUACUAAGGGUGAAGCAGGUACUGGUGAUGUCUCAGAAGCUGUUAAACAUAUCAAUACUAUUUGUAAUCAAAUUAAAGAUUUGAAAGCUAACAAUUUAUCUGCUGAUCAAUUGAAAGCAAAAGCUGAUGAAUUCAGAGUCCCUGUAGAACUCUUACAAAAAGUUAUUGAUGACGGUAGACUACCUGUUGUUAAUUUUGCUGCUGGUGGUGUCGCUACUCCUGCAGACGCUGCAUUAUUAAUGCAAUUGGGUUGUGACGGUGUCUUUGUUGGUUCUGGUAUCUUUAAAUCUUCAAACCCACCAAAGUUAGCUCGUGCCAUCGUCGAAGCUACUACUCACUACAACGAUCCUGCCAAGUUAUUAGAAGUCUCCAGAGAUUUAGGUGACUUGAUGGGAGGUGUCUCCAUUGAAUCCAUUAACAGAGCUACCGACGCUAGCAAAGGUGUCAGAUUAUCUGAAAUUGGAUGGUAA
Messenger RNA from Vanderwaltozyma polyspora DSM 70294, 900 nucleotides. RefSeq names its product pyridoxine biosynthesis protein SNZ1 (gene SNZ1). The transcript has a single exon. Gene Ontology annotation, biological process: pyridoxine biosynthetic process; amino acid metabolic process; pyridoxal 5'-phosphate biosynthetic process. Bases 1 to 900 code for a protein of 299 amino acids. Lineage: Eukaryota; Fungi; Ascomycota; Saccharomycetes; Saccharomycetales; Saccharomycetaceae. The record is from RefSeq and is a predicted model, not a curated record. Gene Ontology annotation, molecular function: amine-lyase activity.